Molecule: messenger RNA, 720 nt
Organism: Quercus lobata
Lineage: Eukaryota; Viridiplantae; Streptophyta; Magnoliopsida; Fagales; Fagaceae
Exons: 1
Coding region: 1-720 (239 amino acids)
Source: RefSeq, a predicted model, not a curated record
AUGGAGGAGUUAGCAAAGUCUUGGAGUUGUCUUACUCCCUCGGACGUGGAGGGUUCUCAAGUUAGUAUCACAGAAAUUCCAAAGUUCGUACUUGCAGCAAGAUUUCUCACCAAGAGGGCUUUGAAUGUGGAGGCUAUUGCCAAAACAUUUACACCCAUAUGGAGGAUGAAAAACGGUUUUAGGGUGACAAAGGAGAGUGACCACGUGGUGCUCUUUACUUUCGAUAACCAAACUGAUCUGGAGCAAGUUCUUAAUACAGAACCAUGGAGCUUUGAUAAGCACCUUAUGGUUUUGCAUAGGUACGACAAAGAGGUUGAGGUAUCAGAGAUUGAUUUUAAUACGGUGGCUUUCUGGAUACAGGUACACGAAUUACCAGUUCGGUUUCGAACAAGGGCUGUGGCAGAAAAGAUCUGUGGUGCUGCUGGUGUGGUAGACAAAAACACGGAGGAAGGUGACAGUAUGGGAGAUGGUUUUGUUCGAGUAAGAGUCAAGGUGGAUAUUUCAAAACCUUUAUGCAAGGGCUGUGUGGUUUCUUUGGAGAAUGGGAAGGAAAUCUGGGUUUCUUUUAAGUAUGAGAGGCUGUCAAACCUGUGCUAUUGGUGCGGCAAUCUCAUACACGACGACCGGGAUUGCGAGGUGUGGAUUGAGAGUGGUGUCACGUUACCAUCUGAAGCCCAACAGUAUGGUGCAUGGAUUAGAGCUUUACCAUUUGUGCCAUAA